AUGAACUGGUUGCUUCUCCGAUGGCAACUGUUGCUUGCGUUCUUCCAUGUUUUCCAUGUCGAACUGGGUGAACGCGUUCGUUUGGCGGAGCUGCUCAGCAUUGAUCCGGAGGCGCUUCAGCAGCAGAAGCGCCUCAAGGCGCUACUCGCGCGGCACGAGGGCGGCGCCAAGUUCACCAACCUCGAGGCGGUCGUUCGCCAGCUCUUUACCAUCUUUUUCAAAGACUUCCCAGUGCUUUUGCAGGCGCCCUCGUUGCCCACGCCCUAUGGCUGGCAGAUCCCGAUCUUUGGGCUGGAAGUUGGCGCAAACAACACCCAGGCCACAGCGUCGGACGCCGUCAGGUCAGGCCUUCGGCACGUGCACAUCCUCCUGCCGUCGGGCCCAACCACCCGGGCAACCGAUGGCAGCACCUUUGUGCGAAAGAUCUUGCCAUUGAAAUUGGCAGAGGUGUUGAACAACCUGCAGCAGAAGCACCUGCACUAUUUACGCGAAGCGAUGGUCAUCACCGUGCGGACGCCGCCACACCUGGUCUUUGUGCUGGCGGAGGUCCGGAAGACCUUGGCCACCGCGGGCUAUGCGGUGGCUUGCUGGUUUCUGGAUGUCCGUGGCUGUACUCCAGCUGACAUUGGAGAGCACUGGCAGGCCAUUUCGGCCGCGAAGGCGCCCAGCGAGGCUGCUGAUGCCCUGCAGAAGCGCCUCCAGGGCCUAGGCGGAAGAGCCAGCCCGAUGCCGAUCCCCGCGGCCAGCAGGGCCUUCGCGGCGCUGGCCGUGGCCGUGGCGGUGCGGGCGGUGCGGCCAAAGGAUUUGGAGUCAGAGCGUGAGGAGAUCUUUCAGCAGCUCUAUAGGCGCUAUUUUGCUCACUAUGACCAGGGUCUUGCACGGUCCAUGCUGGGGCUGCUGCCCCAUGAAAUCCCAAUGCAGUUCGAGUUCGAGGUACCUAGGCCCCUCUAUUAUAUGAAUAUGACUCCUGAGCUUCUGCUCAUGCGUGGGGGCAUCAACAGCCCAUCCUUUGCUCCCGGCGAGGCCUUCCAAAGCGACUCGCCCUGGUGGCUGGUGGAGAUCGAUGGCCUUGGUAGCAAGCAUCAUCAAGUUCUCCAAGGCUUGCCCGAAGCCAACAGCGUCGUGGUGCGGCCGAAGACGGUGUUGAACAGCAGCUUGCCCGAUGACUUGGUGGGAUACUUGGACAAGCUGAAGGUGCCUCGGGAGCAGCACAAGGGCUCCUUCCAGUUCACCGUGGGCGUGUCCGCGGCGCAAGUACCGCAGCUGCUGCGGCGGACGCCGCCACUGCGGAGGCGCCAGGAGCAAACGGCCGAGUAUUGCAGGACUCGCCAUCCACCGUGCAGCCAGCAGUACGAAGGGCUCUUGCUGCUGGCUGGGAUGGUGUUGGAGCAAGCAGCUGCAUGUCCCUCCUGCGGUUUUCCCAAGCGCUGUCAGAGUCCGUGGCUCCUGCGGACACAUGUAGGAGAUCUCGUGCAGACAUUGCCAGAGGAGGAACAGCAAAGUCUGGUGGAUGAUGCUCUGCAGCUCUGGAAUGGUCAUCCAGAUGUACCCCUUUAUCCCAAGGGCAUCAUGGACUAUUUGCACUUUCCUGAGAUGGCUGAGAUCGGUGGAAUGGUGAAGACACGCUUGGACGAUGCAUCCUCGGCACGGGAGGAGAUGCCCUUGGAGAUGGCUGGCUUGCUGCAGCUGGCCUCGAGGAUGCAGCUCAUCCGCGGUUUUCAGCGACAAGCGCAGGAAAAAGGCUUCGAGAACGUGAAGAAGUCGAUCAGCGCUUGCGAGGCCGACGCUGCGAGGUCAACGGCUAUGGGGGGUCCUGGCAAGUGCCCAGUGGGCGCCAGUGGCUGUUGGCAGCGCAGGAAGGCCGCGAUUUGA
This is a messenger RNA of Durusdinium trenchii, 1872 nucleotides long. The record is from the annotation of a GenBank genome assembly. NCBI's taxonomy places the organism in Eukaryota, Dinophyceae, Suessiales, Symbiodiniaceae.